CCGCCGACUUUCAGCACAAACGCGGGCGCACGCACGCGCACCUGCCCACCUCAGGGGUGACUUUCAUGAGCUCGGCUCAGCCUGCAACGUUUCUGGCCCGGGAUAACGUGUCCAAUUUUAUCAACUGGUGUCGGAAUGAGAUGCACAUCAAAGGGUCGUGGGGAACCUGGAGCCUAUCCUAGGGAGCAUAGAGCACAAGGCGGGGGACACCCUGGAUGUGGCACCAAUCCAUCGCAGGGCAUAAUCACAUACCCAUUCAUACACUAUGGACACUUUGGACAUGCCAAUCAGCCUACCAUGUAUAUCUUUGGACUGGGGGAGGAAACCGGAGUACCCAGAGGAAACCCCCGUAGGACUGGGAGAACGUGCAAACUCUGCACACACACACGGCUGCGGCGGGAAUCGAACCCCCAACCCUGGCAGUACGUUCUGAUGUUUGAGACAGACGACCUUGUCCUGCGAAAGAAUGAGAAAAAUGUGGUGCUCUGUCUACUUGAGGUAGCACGACGGGCCUCUCGCUUCGGCAUGGUCGCGCCUGUCCUUAUUCAGCUGGAGGAGGAGAUUGAGGAGGAGAUUCGCGAGGAGCCUGUGGUCCAGAGACGCUUGAUAAACACUGAGAACCUGGAUGAGAUGGUUCAAUAUCUGAUAAGUCGCUGCACUUGUCCCAGUCAGUUCCCCAUGGUGAAGAUGUCGGAGGGCAAAUACAGAGUCGGAGACUCCAACACCAUCAUAUUUGUGCGGAUAUUAAGGAAUCACGUGAUGGUGAGAGUGGGUGGAGGAUGGGACACCCUGGAGCACUAUCUGGACAAACAUGAUUCCUGCCGCUGCACAUCUCUCUCCCAUAAACUGGCACAGCGCCCUGCCACUCCGGUCCACGAGAUCAAAGCCAGGCAAUGUGGGCCUGAUGGGCAGGCUACAUCGCAAAUUUCUUUGGUGCUGAGCCGAGCCCAGUCCCCUCUCGACCCUGUAAUCUGGACCCCUUCUCUUCCCACUAGAAUCCAGAGAUCAGAGCCGGGGCUCAAGAAUAGCCCUAAACUAAGGGUCCCUUGUCGACAGACCGACUCUGAUACUAAUGAAGUGCUGAGGUCUACUAGCAGAAUAGGCAGAGGACCCAGUAGGGUGUCUCCAUCUCCACGUGUAACCAGCAGUCUUCCACGGCCAACUCGCCCGUCCACCCCACCACAACCAGAGAUUCAGCGUCCCAGUACGCCCUUGGUCUUGCAGAAGGUCUACAGCCAGACCUUUCCUCUACCCCAGCAAGGGCCAGACAACAGGCUCGGGCACAGUUGGACCAAGUCGCAGAUUGUAUCAAAGCUGAGACAAAAUGCCACAACUGGGCCAAAGAACAAACUGGAUUCUCAAAGUGUUCCAGAGCAGCCAGGAGUUUCAGUGUCAGCUCAGCCUUUUCAGUGUGUUACACCAGGUCAAUGUUUUGCAACCAACAACAGUUUGGUAAGCCACCAAGACCCUCAAGACAGUGGGAAUGCCAGAAAGAGCCCUGGGUUCAUUCGGACGUUUUCUCCAACAAAAGGGCUAAUGGGUGUCAUAUCAGGGGAUGGAUAUAAUAAGCUCCCUGCAUCAAAUGGAAAAGGCCAGUCAUCAGACAAUUCACCCCAACCUAACAGACUUCAAGGAAAUGAGAAUAGCCGACAAAGGUCUUCUUCACAUGGUAACAGAAAGCACAACUUGGAACUUUCAAAGCACACUGUACUAAAUGCUGUAGGCAACAUAAGCAAAUCAGACUUCAACAGCACCAUAGUGGAGCCAUCUCAACCUGUUACAGUUGUGAAUGCAGAAAACAAAUUUAGAGAUACAGAGAGAAGCUAUCUCUUUACUCCUCCUCCAAUCAGUCCUGCUCAGGAGGCCAUCCUGUACCAGAGCCUCGAGGAAGAGAUCCUGUUUAAUCUACAACAACUUGGCAUGGACUCUGAUGGUGGUGACUCAGAGAAUGAGCAGGACAGUAGUCAGCCUGACUACUUCAUUAAUUCUCAAGAGAUCUCCCAUGAGAUCAGGAAACCUUCUAUCCACAACACAUCCUCUCGUGCAUUCUAUUCAUCCUCUAGACAAACUAACGCAAGGGAUGCUAGUUUUGAAGCUGUCAUUGGUGAACUUUCAGAAGGGAGGAGGCCGCUUGAGAAAGUAUCUGUUGAAAGUUGGGUGAACAAUUUCUCCAGAGAUCUCAGAGGCAAGAAGCAAAAAAGUCAGACUAACAUAGAUUCAAGACACCUGAACGUUUCCAAACCCUCCAUGGUCAGUUCCUGGUCUUCACUGGGCUCCAGUAUGGAUUCAAAAGACUCUGUGGAACCAUCCAUGACUGCUGAAUCCAACAACUCUAGCACUGGCAAUAAGGAGAAGCCCCGGGCCCCUUCCUCAUAUCAGAGGAGGUCUUUGAAAAAGCCAGAAAGAGUGCCUUCCAUCUAUAAGUUGAAACUGAGACCAUGUGUCCGCCCCAGACGGGACCACAGACCUGACAAGACACCUACAAAGAUCCCCAAACCAGUUUGCUAUAGAAGUCAAAGUCCAGGAGACACCACUCCACACACCAUGUCAGUACAAAGCACUGUUAUAUCUGAUACUCAGAAUGGAAUCAAUGUUUCUCGUAGAGCUUCCACCAAAAGACGCUCUAGGAAAUCCUCUCAAACGACAUCCAAAUUCAGUGCCACAAUGUGCAGAGCAGGAGACCAGGAGAUGAUGGCAAAUCAGGAGCUUGAAUUCUGGGUUUAAUGUUUUUUUUUAUAUAUAUAUAUAUUUGCUCUCAGUUGUAAUUUGUGCCAUGUUUUGUAUCUCAGACAUUAACAGGGGUAAACUCAUUCAAUUAUGAGCUUAGUAACCAGUUCA
Ictalurus furcatus (blue catfish) is the source of this 2838-nucleotide messenger RNA. Its product is annotated as GAS2-like protein 2A. Gene Ontology annotation, biological process: protein localization to microtubule plus-end; microtubule bundle formation; regulation of microtubule polymerization or depolymerization. Bases 136 to 2724 code for a protein of 862 amino acids. The transcript is spliced from 7 exons. Gene Ontology annotation, cellular component: cytoplasm; actin filament; microtubule plus-end. Gene Ontology annotation, molecular function: actin filament binding; microtubule binding; cytoskeletal adaptor activity. The record is from RefSeq and is a predicted model, not a curated record. Lineage: Eukaryota; Metazoa; Chordata; Actinopteri; Siluriformes; Ictaluridae.